Molecule: messenger RNA, 733 nt
Organism: Acomys russatus (golden spiny mouse)
Lineage: Eukaryota; Metazoa; Chordata; Mammalia; Rodentia; Muridae
Product: 40S ribosomal protein S18-like
Exons: 1
Coding region: 251-733 (160 amino acids)
Biological process (GO): translation
Cellular component (GO): ribosome; cytosol; small ribosomal subunit
Molecular function (GO): RNA binding; structural constituent of ribosome
Source: RefSeq, a predicted model, not a curated record
CUCCGGGCUUUCCCAGAGCUCUCCUGACAUGGCCUAGGAAGUCCCACCAGGUUGGUUAAGCACUCACCACUCUCAAGUCCUCAUCAAGCUGGGUACACUGGGGGUAAAUACCAGUAUGCAGGCACAGUGGCCUGUGGCCAUGUUUGAGGGGUUCCUGUGCUCAGCUAUCAGGCUCUCUCUUGAGACUCCUGCAGCACUCCCCAGAGCCUGUCACUGUCCCUGGUCCUGAAGAACCCCAGGUCGGCAGGACAUGCCUGUCUAUGCCCUAAAGGGCGCCGCUUGUGCCGCCGCCAUGUCUCUAGUGAUCCCCGAGAAGUUCCAGCACAUUCUGCGAGUACUCAACACCAACAUUGAUGGGCGGCAGAAAAUAGCCUUUGCCAUCACUGCCAUCAAGAGUGCGGGGCGCAGAUAUGCUCAUGUGGUGUUGAGGAAAGCCGACAUUGACCUCACCAAGAACUCACGGAGGCUGAGGCAGAGGCGUGUGCUGAACGUCAUGCAGAAUCCACGACAGUGCAAGAUCCCAGACUGGUUCCUGAACAGACAGAAGGACGGACAGUACAGCCAGGUCCUGGGCAACGGUCUGGACAACAAGCUGUGUGAGGAUCUGGAGCUGCUGAAGAAGAUCAGAGCCCACGGGGGUCUGCGCCACUUUGGGGGUCUUCAUGUUCGAAGUCAGCACACCAAGACCACUCGCCGCUGGGGUCGCACUGUGGGUGUGUCCAAGAAGAAAUAA